GAGAGAGAGAGAAAAAGAGCGAGAGUGAGAGAGGAAGGCCAAUUAUGCAACUCAAUAAAAUGAUGAUCUAAUAUUUUGCUUAUUCAUGAUAAGGAAUAUGAAAAGAGAAAAAUUUUAUUGGAAAUCAGAUUGAAUGUUAACUUAUUUUUUUUUGUUUCAUAUUCAUAUUGGAUUGUGUCUUAACGACUAUUCACUAGUGAAAUACUGGGAUAGCAACACAGAAGAAAAUGAUAACCAAUCCGAGUUAUCUAAAAAUGGUCGGUGAACGUUCUACAAGCGAACAACGUGGACCAAGUGUUCUCGCUAAACCUAUUAGGCCUUCACCAUUUUCUGGAUCUUAUCGAGCUGCUUCAGCUGAGAAUAAACAUGUUCAUGCGCCGUGGGUAUUUAAUAAUAAUCCACAAGUUUUAGAUAAUUCAUCAAAAAAUCAUCGAAAUGCUCAAAGAUCAAGUAUUGCAAGUUUAUCUUCUUCAUCGGCGUUAUCAAUAGAUGAACGAUUCAAUGGUGGACUUAAUAUAAAAUCAUUUGAAAAAUAUGCACAUAUGGGUCAACCACAUGUUAUUGCUUUGUAUAAUUUUGAAACUGGAGUGGAUGGUGAUUUAGAAUUUGAAGUUGGUGACAUAAUUAUGCUUGAAGAUAUUGUUGAUGAAUCAUGGUAUAAAGGAAGAUCUAUAAGAACUGGUGCUGUUGGAAUAUUUCCAAUGAAUCAUGUUGAAGUACGCAUUCCAUUAACUUCUGGUCUAUUUACAAAUACUCAACCUAAAAUGCAAUUUGUAUAUUCUAAUCGAUCAAAAAAUUGCACAAAUACCAUACGGACUAAUUCUCAUCCAUCUUUCAGAAAGAAACCUGUACCAUUACCAAAGAUUAUAAAUCAAUCUGCGCCUUCAUCAAAUUCAACAGAAUCGUUGAAUUCACAAACCACAAAUUCUUUGUUAAAUUGUAAAAGUCCUACUAACAAUUUGACCAAUACAGACCAAUACAGAGUUUGCACUACUCCACUGAGUACAAGUUUACCAGUCAAUAAUUUAUUGCCUAAUCGUGUUCAAGUUUCUACAAAACCAUUCUCACAUUCGACUGUCAAGUCACCAAAUUCAUUACAAAUCAAGUCACAACUCGCACCAAAUCCAACACCACCACCUCCACCUCCACCAUCAUCGUCAACAUCAACUGAUCAUCUACAAGAGCAACAACAAAUACCUAAACCUUGUAAUGCACCACCUGUGAUUAAUUCAUUGAAACCAAGAAAUCAAACUGCGAUAUCACAAAUAGCUCAAAUGUUACAAGAAAAAGGUAUUGUUUCUUAUCGUAGUAGACAAAUGCCAUCUGGAGCAAAACAUUUAUAUCCAGGAUCACAUCCUUUGUUAAUUUCUUCAGCUCCUUCAUCAUCAGAACGUUUAAAAUCAUUAACACAAAUGAAUAAUAUACAUGAUAAGAACAACAAUAAUAUUCGAAAUGGUACUGAAAAUGAUAACCAUAAUGUUAAUAAGAAGAUUCAAGAUGAGACAACUAAUAAGAUAAACAAUGAAAAAAGUGAAGAAGAACAAACUUCCGUUAAAACUACAAAGUAUCAUUCACCUUUAUUAGUUGAAACAGUAUUGAGCAAACUACUUCCAGAAUUAAAUCGAUCUCCAAGUAGGUCUACAGAUUCAAAUAGCUUGAAUAAAACACCAAAUAAUAAAAAUAUAUUUGAUUCAAGAAUGGAUAAUUCAAAAAGGUUAGAUGUUGACAGAAAACAUUCAAUAGAAAAUUCAUAUUCAACUGACAUUAAGAAUGGUAGUGUAACUAAUACUACUACUAACAAUAAUAUCAGUAAUGCAUCGAAUCAUUUAAAACAUUCAAGUGAAUCAAACAAGCAUAAUGAUAUUGAAACUGAUAAUGGAGAUCAGUCAACAGAUGCCAAAUCAAUAACAAUUGUUAAAAGUGCCAAAUUAUUGCGUAAUAAUAGUUCUACUACAAACAAAAGUAAUUUUGAUUACAAUAGUCAUAUAAGAAGAGCGUAUACCAUAACAAAACCUCCAGAAAAACUAGUCACAUCAAAGGCUUAUAUAAGUUUAUCUUCUUCUGGGAAAUCACUAAACAAUAAUCAGAUUUCAACAACAACGGCCGAAGAAAAAACAACAAACGUAAGAUGUGAUCAACAAUCUCCACGAUCUGAAUCAAAUCAUCAAUAUUCAUUAUUGAAAUCUACUGGAGAGAGUAAUCAUAGUAAAUUGAUUGCAACAAAUGAUUGGUUAAUAGUUGAACAUGAACAAUUGGGCAAUGAAUCAACUGGUGAACUUCAUUUAACUGUAAAUUAUGUCAAUCUUUUAUUAUACAUACUUUCUCAUAUUUUAUUCAAUUAAGGUUUAUUAUAGAAGAAUUGCCGCUACCAUUUUUAUAUUAAAAAUACGUACCUCUUCAGUUUGGUCAACUCGCAUAUUACAUCAAACAUUAUUAGAUUUCAUUUUACCGCAAUGGAUGGUUUUCCGUAAUUUAUGAUCAUAUGCUCACUAGUGACUGACUCCAUGAGAUAAUUUCUGGAGCUCUAGUGAGAAACCGCGACCAGCGGAGCUAAUCCAUGUCAGGUAGAGACAGGUAUCUACCUUAGUACAAUGGAAGUUGGUCGCGCAAUUUCGUGGAUUGAUUGAGGUUAGACAUCAACACUGUUGGAUGCCGGCUCGGUGGUGUAUCGGUUAAGUACUCUGGCGCGAGACUGGUAGGUCCUGGGUUAGAAUCUCGCGUGGCGGGAUAGUGGAUGCGCACUGCUGAGGAGUUCCACAAUGGGAGGAAACGGCCGUCUAGUGCUUCCAGGUUUUACAUGGUGGUCUAGCUUCAACUGACUCAUGAUCUCAACUAUAUAAAAUCACUAAAAUCUCCACGAAACCUCCUUCUGAUUUUCGAAAUACUCCUACGUCUACUAGUUAAAGUCAUUUGUGUUAUUGCUGCUGAAAAAAAUAAACCAAGGCGUUUAAACACUCAUGUUUACUAGCUAAGUGACCUUAUAUUCACUUGGUAUUGUUUGCUUGAAUCUUUCCAAUGAGUGCACUUGAUCAGUCUCUUUAUGACAUAUGUGCAUACUCUGCGUAUUGCCUCGAUAUAGUCUUAAUUCACAAGCAUUAUAAGCAAUGAUGAAUGGAGAUUAGCAGUGGAAACCACAACGCGCGUUUCGUCCAAUAUGGGACUCGUCAGUUGGAUGUACCUUAUUGAUGAAUUUUCAAAGUUAGCACAUGUUAUCACUGCUUUGAGCGAGUAAAAUUGCAUACAAAAGUGCAUUUCGAAGUAUAGUUACUUGAAUUGUUAGUAAAAAUUGUAGCGAAGGUGUAAUGAAGUAUACAAAUACUUGAACAGUUAAAGUAGAUCACUUUAUGAAAAAAAAUACACAAUGGCCAUUGUAGUUCAAAUGUAUGUGUAUUAAAAAUGAAAUGUGAAAGGUGUAAGAAAAAUUGGAAUGGUUGAAACUUGAUCUCGUCUAACCGAAAAAGUAGAAUAAAGAUGUUAUAAUGUGCUAGCGUCUGACAAAGAACCUUGAUCAAUUAGAGCAUUCAUCUGAAAUACAUUGGAAAUCAUAAGAUUAUGUAUGAAAACUAUAAAACUACUCUAUAAACACUUUAAUUUAAUUCGAACAAGCCAAGUAUGUAGGACAGUUUGCAGAAUACUCAGAUAACCCUGUUUUCGUUCACUUAGAUAGAGAACAGCAAAUGUAAACAUUUGAGAAUCGUUUUCAAUUUCUACCAAUAAAGUUAAGAUUUUGAUGUAGGUUUGUUCUCUGAGCUGGAUGGUUUGGUCGUGGAGCUUUAAUCGUCCUUCUGAACGACAUCAUCAGCACAAACUUCAGGUAGAAUUGAAGUAUUUGAAUUUCUCCACAUGUGAUUCACAGCUUGUCCUGUACACCUCGAUGUUGAUUGGUUCUUAUUGACCUUAAAUCUGUCAUUGUUUAUUUCUUUGUUUUGGCUGUAUCUCCUAUUGGUUUGAUUUUUGGUUUCUAUGUUUCUGCAUAAUUUUCUUGAUUGGUUAUCACCCACCUGAGCCACAAAUCUUCUCCACCAUUUCAAAAAUAAGAUUACACUUCCUCUUCAUAGCUGAUGAUGCCAAGGUCGCUACGAAACCAAACCUACAUGUUCAAUAAACGUAUAUGUUCCAGCUCAUCGUUUGAUAUGAGUCAAAAUAAGAUUAUUUGAUUUCUAAGCUAUAUAUGAUAAAGUUUCAUUAUCAAUCUCGUUUUAUGUCUAUUAGAGCCUUGCCUUGUUACUAUGAAUCAAUUUUAAUUAUCUUCAUGUUUUUCUUUACAGGUUGGUGAUAUCCUUAAAUGUAUUGAUUCAAAUCCUCAAGUUUGUGAUACACGUAGUAAUACUCAUCACCAGUAUUCACUGUCUUCAUCAUUAAGUAGAAAAUGGAUAAAAUGUGAAAACUGGUUUGGUGUUAUUGGUUUAGUAAAAAUCUCCAAUGUUCGAGUUAUUGAUAACUCAAAUGAAUUGGCUUCUUGUUUGGAAGCUAGACCACGUGUCAAAGCUUUAUAUAAAUUUGAUGAAGAAACUGAUGAAGAUUUAGCUUUAUCGCCUGGUGAAAUAGUGUAUUUAUUUGAAGCUAUUGAUGAAAACUGGUAUCGUGGGGAAUCGGCUAGUACUGGUAAUCGUGGAAUGUUUCCGGCAACAUUUGUUGAAGUUAUCAAGCCUCUGUAAAGAUUCAUAAAACUAACUGUGAUCUAAACUCUAUGUAAUUAUACUUAAUCUAUUUCCUUUAGAAUGAAAUUGUGUCAUAAGUUACUGAAAACAUACAAAUUUGUAAACAUUAUCUAAAUACUACUUAAACUAUAUUAUUUAUAUUUGCAUAUGUAUUUUAAUUUGACAUUCAGUUCAAUACAGACUGAGAGUAAAUUG
Schistosoma rodhaini is the source of this 4856-nucleotide messenger RNA. The record is from the annotation of a GenBank genome assembly. Lineage: Eukaryota; Metazoa; Platyhelminthes; Trematoda; Strigeidida; Schistosomatidae.